Molecule: messenger RNA, 1615 nt
Organism: Ricinus communis (castor bean)
Lineage: Eukaryota; Viridiplantae; Streptophyta; Magnoliopsida; Malpighiales; Euphorbiaceae
Exons: 12
Coding region: 182-1429 (415 amino acids)
Source: RefSeq, a predicted model, not a curated record
GUUUAAGCCAUGAGUCAGGAUAUGGGCUAAUUUAUUGAGCCCACAUCUAACCCAUCUUUGAUUUGUCCUCUUUCAUUAUAAAUUUUCAAAACGUUUCUUUUUUUUAUAAUUUUAGCUAUAAAUUAUCAAAUCAAUCAAAUAGUUGAGCGGGAGCUUGAAUCAUCAAUCAAUUUGAACAGCAAUGGAUAACAAUCUUGAUCUUAAUUCCAUUAUCUGUGGAAUAAAAGAUCUGGAAGAAAUUUACAGUGGUUGCAAUGGAGAUACAGAGAUGCUCUCUUCACAUUCUGAUCAAGUCCUCGAAGAUUGCGCUCUUCACCUCGAGAGCAAAGUGCAGCAGAUUAUGUCUGAAUGUUCUGAUUUCAAUUUUUUAGGAAUUGAGGAUUUAGAUGCAUUUGUAGAGCAUUUGAAAGAGGAGCUGAGCACUACAAUGUCUGAGACUGCUAAGAUCUCUACUGAAAUCGAAGCUCUUAAUAGAAACCAUAUGGAAGAUUUUACCCGAUUGGAGAGUGAUAUUGAGAUGUUGAAAUGUUCGCUAGAUUUUAUUUCAUCAAAGGAUGUGGAAAAAGAAAAAGAGGUUGCAUGCAGAGAGGAUCUGUAUUCAACAGAUGCACACAGAGACUAUGAGUUUGAGAUUUCAAAGCUUGAUGAUCAGAUUGCGAAAAGCAAAAUGAUUUUGAAGUCUUUACAGGAUUUUGAUUCAGUAUUCAAAAGGGUUGAUGCUGUGGAACAGAUUGAAGAGGCACUGUCAGGUCUAAAGGUUAUUGAAUUUGAUGGCUCCUGUAUUAGAUUGUCAUUGCGGACUUAUCUUCCAAAAUUAGAUGAUGUAAUGUGCCAACAUAAGACUGAAGAUACUGCUGAGCCAUCUGAAGUAAAUCACGAAUUGCUGAUAGAAGUAGUUAGCGGAACUAUGGAGCUUAAGAAUGUUGAGAUAUUUCCAAAUGAUAUUUACAUAUCUGAUAUUGUUGAUGGUGCAAAAUCUUUCAGGAAAGAAUUUUUAUACUCAGCAUUAACUGAGUCAGAGACCAGGUCUUCCUUGGGGUGGCUUGUAAGAAAAGUGCAAGAUAGAAUUAUUCAGUUCACUUUGAGACGAUUGGUGGUGAAGAGUUCAAAUAAAUCAAGGUACUCCUUCGAGUACUUGGAUAGAGAUGAGACAGUUGUAGCUCAUUUGGUUGGUGGAGUUGAUGCAUUUAUAAAGUUAUCCCAAGGUUGGCCCGUAUCAAGAUCUCCACUGAAGUUGAUAUCCCUCAAGAGCUCAAACCACCACUCAAAGGAAAUUUCAUUAAGCUUUCUUUGCAGGGUUGAGGAAGUGGUGAAUUCCUUGGACAUACAAAUGCGGCUUAACCUGUUGAGCUUUGUGGAGGUUAUCGAAAAGCUGCUUGUUGAGCAAAUGCGCAUAGAACUGCAUUCUGACAGUGCUCCUAAAGUAUGAUUGCUUCCCUUACACCAUCAUGGCCUACUAUUAUAAACUCAUAUAUAUUAUUUUGGCAGUUGUUCUUGUUGAACUCAAUAUUGUAUAUAUUUGGCAUGUUCUCAUGCUUCAGCCAUAGUUUCUAAUGAUGUGCCAGAUGAUGUCUUGUUAUCUUAUUAUAAAUGUACUGUUUAAUUGUUCCUCUAA